AUGGGGACUAUGGAGGAGAUACAAGAGACGGAAGUUGAUCAGGCGGAAGGUGCAGAGGAAGGAGGCAAUGACACCGUGGUGGCCAACGGCAAUCCCUCCAAUCCGCAGACUCUGUUUCUCGAAUACCUCAAGUCCCCCAUCGUCCAGCUGAUCGUGGGCGCCGGCGAUGACGCAACCACAUUGACUGCCCACAAGGCCAUCCUCGAAAAAUCCCCCUACUUCAGCGAGAUACUCUCGGUCCUUGACGACGACGCACUCACGAUUGAUCUGCCCGACGAGUCUUUAGAUGCAGUGGGGUGUUUCCUUCAAUACCAAUACACCGGUGAAUACUUCCCUCGACGCCUUGCAGACUCGCCGGAGGGGCUGGAAUUGGAUCCUUCAGUGCCCGCCAUUGACAACACCGGCGCACAGCUCCUCAAACAUGCUCGCGUCUACACGUUGGCCCAGAAACUUGGAUUGCCUGACCUCAAGACGCUGGCGCAUUCCAAGAUCCAUCGCAUCAACUCAACCGCUGUCGGUGAGAUUGCAUACGCACGAUUUGUCUAUGGCAAUACGCCAGCAGACGAUGUCACGAUUCGCAGACCCGUUGCCGCCUUCUGGGCCACCCGAUCACACAUCUUGCGCCACGAAGCCGAGGACGAAUUCAAAAAGAUGUGCCUAGAGUACCCGCAAUUUGGCUUUGACGUCCUGAGUUUGGUGCUAGAUCAGCGAGAGAAGAGAGCCAAAGAGCGAGAGGAGGAAAGCACCCCAGGAGGAACGAAAGGCAGAAAGAGGAUGCGCCCCAGCGUCAACAUUUAG
Messenger RNA from Fonsecaea erecta, 798 nucleotides. RefSeq lists its product as hypothetical. The transcript has a single exon. The record is from RefSeq and is a predicted model, not a curated record. Gene Ontology annotation, molecular function: protein binding. Lineage: Eukaryota; Fungi; Ascomycota; Eurotiomycetes; Chaetothyriales; Herpotrichiellaceae. The coding region runs from base 1 to 798 and encodes 265 amino acids.